AUGGCGUCUAAGAUCUUGCAAGCACCGCCAAAAUCUGGCAAAUAUAGCUGGAUCGCGGAUUUUCGGUACUAUGCAAAGCACUUCCAUGUCUUGAAUGCUAUCAUCUUGCUUGGGGCAAUUCCAACUUAUUUUACAUCAGUUUUGUAUGUACCUCUACGAUGGGAGACCUUCUUGUUGACAGGAGUCUUCUACCUCGCUGGAGGCAUGGGAAUCACAGCUGGAUACCAUCGACUCUGGUCGCAUCGCUCCUAUAAAGCAAGCAAACCUCUGCGAUAUUUUCUUGCAAUAAUGGGUGCUGGUCAGUGGCAGUGGUCAAUUCUGUGGUGGGCUCGUCACCAUCGCUCACAUCACCGAUACACCGAUACCGAGAAGGACCCAUACAACCCUACCCGCGGCUUCUUCUUCUCACACGUUGGCUGGCUAGUUGGAUACAACCCUAAAUCGUGGGGGAAGGUCGACUUAUCUGAUCUACUAGCCGAUGAGGUAGUAGUAUGGCAGCACAAAUGGGGUAUGCUCGUUGGAACUUUAACUGCCAUCGUACUGCCUGUGCUCAUCGCGCAUUUCGGAUGGAAUGACGCUCAAGGAGCCUUAGUCCACACUGUACUUGGCCGACUAAUGUGGAUUUGGCACCUUGGCUUCUUUGUCAAUUCUAUUGCCCAUUUGCCCGCUUUCGGUUCUCAGCCUUACUCUAACAAACAUAGUGCACGUAACGUACUGCUGUUUGCAUGGGUUUUGGCAGGAGAAGCAAGUCACAACUUCCACCACACCUUCCCGGCUGAUUACCGAAAUGGACUGCAUUGGUAUGAAGGCGACCUGUCACGGUGGUUUAUCCGAACAUGCGAGAGACUCGGACUUGCGUGGGAUCUUCAUGUUACUAGUCCCACGGAAAUCGAGCGUGCAAAGCAGCGUCAGCUUAAUAUUGCUGAGGGAAUUGAGCACGGUCCUGAGAUUAAUCAGCUGCCACAGAUGGAAUGGCAGGAUUAUGUUGACCAGACGUCUGCUGGUCGUUGUCUUGUUGCUGUGCAUGGAAUCGUCCACGACGUUACUGAUUUCAUGGCUGAUCAUCCUGGUGGGCCUGAGCUGGUGCAGGGGUAUAUUGGGAAAGAUGCCACUAAGGCAUUUUAUGACGAGGAAACCCAUGUUCAUUCGCCUUAUGCUGAAACUUUGAUGGGGAAUAUGCGAGUUGCUGUUACUCGUCGACAGGAAGGACUUGAGGAAAGGAAGAAAGAGGAGUAG
Penicillium angulare is the source of this 1236-nucleotide messenger RNA. Its product is annotated as acyl-CoA desaturase. The coding region runs from base 1 to 1236 and encodes 411 amino acids. Gene Ontology annotation, molecular function: iron ion binding; stearoyl-CoA 9-desaturase activity; heme binding. The record is from RefSeq and is a predicted model, not a curated record. NCBI's taxonomy places the organism in Eukaryota, Fungi, Ascomycota, Eurotiomycetes, Eurotiales, Aspergillaceae. Gene Ontology annotation, biological process: unsaturated fatty acid biosynthetic process. The transcript has 2 exons. Gene Ontology annotation, cellular component: endoplasmic reticulum membrane.